Messenger RNA from Chilo suppressalis (striped riceborer), 624 nucleotides. The record is from the annotation of a GenBank genome assembly. NCBI's taxonomy places the organism in Eukaryota, Metazoa, Arthropoda, Insecta, Lepidoptera, Crambidae.
AUGAACGACAGUGAAAUCGACUGCCUGAAAAGCGAACUUGAGCAUGAAAAAUCUUGUAGGGAUGCGGCUGCUUGGCAGAAUGGAGAAAUGGAAAAACAGAUAGUUUCUAUGCAGGAGGAUAUUCGUAAGGGUGACUAUUCGUGGGAAGGGGAUAGCGAUCUUCUGAAAGAAAGCAACAAGCACAAGAUGUUGUUGGAAUCUAUUGACGAGCUCAAGGAGCAGCUGCCGCUUUUGAAGGAAAGAAUUAAGAAUGCUAGAGUCUGUGGACCAGAUUGCAGACUCAAACAUGACGAUCUCAACAUUAAUUUGGACAUACUCACACCGGCGGAGUUACUACGCACUGUCAAGAGGUUUGAGCGACUUAAAACCGACUUGUUAAGUACACUUAGAAGCAAAGAAUGGCGAUUAGAUUCUGAAUCUAAGUUGUUCGUGCGUGUAAACGAUCAAAGAACGUACUUGCAGAAUGAGCUUAUGAUCUGUCAGAACAAUAUACUGAGAUUGCAGAAAAACGGACCAUACUGGCAGAACAUUUCGAGAAAUAACGACGAGAGAGUACUCGACCCAAAGCGGGGCCCUAUAAAGAGGUGUUUCGGCGAGCGCCUCCCGCCGAUCGCCACGCAAUGA